AUUAUUAUAUAGUGAUGGGCACGGCACCAUCGACUAAAAACUAUCGAUUUAGUCGAUAGAGGCCAACGAUUCAUUUAUUCGGCUAAAUCUCUGAUACAUACUAUCGACUACAUCGAAUGAACUUUAGGCAGGUGCUUGGAUUAUCGAUAAACUGCAAUCUACAGCCGGUAGCAUGGGUAGCAUCGGUAGUACCGAAGGUGGCAUGUCGUAGAAGAUUUAAUUUAUUCUGCUUCAACUAUAUGUAUUUUCUGAUACGCAAAAGUAUAGUCGUAAUUGAAUAAUAAUCAGUCAUACCUAACAAUCGUAGCAAUAUCUUACAAUAAGUGCACAGAGCAUAAAAGUUUCUCAUGAUCGAAUCAAUAGUAAUAAAGUGGCUACAUAUGCAGAUAAGUCGUGAAUAAAGUUCUAUAUACACAGUGUACUAUUGUGUUUCGAAUUCGAAACCUCAGCUGCGUCGCUUAAAAGGAACUUGAUUCAGAAAGUAAUUGUUCACGCGAAUAAGUUGAGCCGAGCAUACAUGAAAUUUUUGCGGAAGUUGUAUGUAAUUGCGGAUAUUGAUCUCGCGGUAACACCUUGCAGAAAUCUAAUAAGUUGUGCAAAUUUUUCUCGUAUUGAAAUUUCAGAUUAUUGUUUUCUUUUUGCCUUGUAGCCUGACAUUUAAUGUGGUCAAUGAGGCCCGGAAGGAACGCCAAGUCUUUUAGCCAAUUAUUGUCUUCUAAUUGAGGAAUCAGUUUCUUUGCCAUUUGUAUGAAAAUUUUAUAAUAAUUCCUCAUGAGCGUCUGGCUUACCUUAUCUGAACUACGAGGGCCCGUACUCUACUACUGAAUGCCUGCGAGAUUGCCCGCGGGAAACCGAGGCUACCCUUGCCCGCCAGUGCCUACGCUGAGCAACUUUGUAUUACAGCAGCGUCAUCAGCGAUUUAUCGAACGCCGUGUAUAUAUAUAUGUAUUAUACGUAUACCAUGAUCUCGUACUGUCAGUCCUGUCAGUCGUCGCGGGACAGUUAACCGUAGCGUCUCACAAUCAGUUUGUUUUCAGUAUAUUUUAAACUAUUCUGUGUAGUUUGAUAUAAUUAGUUAGUUAAUAAUUCUAAGAAACUAAUUAUAAAAUAUUAAUAAACACCCCAGGAAGGAUUUCCUUGCUUGAAAAAUAACAUGUCUGAUUUCGAGGAAAGGAAGUUGCAAGCAAUAGCGCUUGCUGGGAAUUAUCAACAAUACUAUUACGAAAUGCUUCCUGACUGGUUCGAGUAUGGUCAUGAAGAUUAUACUCUUAUCAAACAGAAAAUUGGCUAUGCUCUUUUCGGUCCACCAAAAAUUGAUAAAGACACGGAGACUGAGAUCGGUUCCACAAAUACGUCAAGCAAUAACCAACACGAUAAUAUAUUUAAUAGAAUAGUAUACGAUAAGAAGAUGUGUAAAGUUAUAGACACGGUAUACAAGCAGAUAAUACGAUGUGGAGGAGACAGUGAGGACAAGUCGAUUUACAUUGGAAUUUUAUAUAAUGUAUUAUUCCUCCACACGAUUCCAAAGAAAACCGGUAAACAAACUGAUGAUCAAUCAAAUGAUCUGUGCAUGCUACCGCUGAUCAAAGUAAGAAAAUCCGAAAUCGGUGUAUGGUACAUCGAUAACGAUGGUAGAGUAUACCAAAGCUGGGACGACUACGUAAAGAAUAAUACGCUACCUAAAUGUACCAUGAUUCUACCGAAAUGCGGUUUAUAUCAGUCGAACCCGGAAUACAAAGUCGCGGAAUGUUGUUCGACGGUAUGGCUGGAAGUGCUCGAGUCACCCGCUUGUUCUACCAAAGGGAAAAUCCUCCAGUCUAUCGACGUCGGCGCGAACAUGAUUUCCCUUUGCACCACGUUUGGAUUAACCAUCGCCAGCCUGGUGACACCCAUCGGACCGGCCGCGAUCACGGCUGGUCUCGUUUACAGCGGUGUAAGCGGAUCGUGGAUCAUCGCCAGAAGUUCUCAAAAAUUAGUGGACCUCGCUAGACACAGGCAGUCGAUCAGUCCCAUAAGUAGGAACGCCUUCCCCGCUUGGCUCGGAAUAGGCAGCACGGCUCUGUCGAUGGGAGCGACGGGAGGAACCGCACUUCUGUCUAACACCGUUAAUAAAUGUAGUACUGUUGGAUCUGCGGCGAGGGUGGCAUACAAUUCUAUGUUAUUUAGUAAUUUGGCAGUGAACGGUCUCGGCGUAGCGUUUCAGGGCUACUGUUUAAUCGACAAAUAUAAAUCUACGAGAGAAGUCGAUUUCUUGGACAUAGUCAUGUUCACUUCUCACGUCCUGUUCUUUAGUAAUACUUUGAUAAGCACCAAAUUGGCUGGCGAGCUGAUUGGGACGUCCAAGGGAACUAUAUUCGAAAGAUUUAAGAACAGUUUACGUUCCAACCGGUUUAUGAAAGAGUUUGCCAAAACGGCACCUCAUAUAGGUCAAGACGGGGAAAGUACAUCCGAGGGUAUAAUAUAUAAAAUUAAGAACAUUGUUAACAAAGAGGAUUUCUUGGACUCUUUGAACGAAAUGGGCCAUGGGGCUAAAUCUUUCAUCAAAUACUCGAACGGGAAUAUCGUUGUACAUAAUAGAAUAUUUAUAGACCCUGUGGUUUUUACGGGGCAUUUGUUAACGGCAGGUACGGUCGUAGUGGAUGAAUUAAAUCCGAAUUCGUCGACGGAAAAAAGCGACGUGAUGAUCAGGUUGAAAGUGUUACUGGUAAGACUGAUAAGGGAUUUCUUCAGCGAAAACGCAUCCUCUUCUGGCGAGCACGUGGACUUGCCCAACGUGGAGAACUUUGUAAACAUACUGCAAGAAGUCAAAUUCAUGGACAACGCAGUCGACGUACUAACUAAAAUUUUUAAAGUCGCUGUUUGCGUGGUCCAGAACUAUGACGAUCCGAGACAAUUUUUAGUAGAGGCCGUUUUCUUCGCGUGGAAUUAUUGCAAAGCGAAUUUAAAGGAGUAUGGGGCGAUGAGUUGUUCGAACAGUAGCAGAGUGUUUAACGUUCUGACUAGAAUCAUUACGUUCUUAUUCGACUGCAUCGACGAGAUGAAACACGAAUUGUUCACAGCUUUUCAUACUUACAUUUCAAACAAAAAUUUGUAGUCGCCUUAGUAAAAAAAACAUGAAUAACUGAUGUUUCUGUUUGUAUAAUCUUUUUCAUAGAUCUGCCCAUAUUCCGCAGAGUCGUAUUUAUUUCAUAAUUAAUUAAUUUUUCUCGCAUCGUAUCACCAUUGUAAGGAAUCACAGCGUAAUGCAAUUUUCGAACGUGUGUAUGUAUGUUCUCAAUCAAGCCAUACUUGAAAUAUUAAAACGUGUGACAAAUCAGCUGCCUUCCAGUAACUGAGAUUGAUAAUCGUUAAUAUUUUAUAUGGUACAAAUGACGAUUAUUUGUUAUUGUAUUUCUAUGUAUUUUUUCUAUGUAUUUUAUAAUGAAAUCUAAUAAAAACGAGGACUAAAUGAUCUAUCGUUAUGCACAGAAUUGAAGGCAUUCGUUUAUUUUCGUUUCUCUCGAAUAUUUAGAUUACAACUCACACCAAUUAUAUACAGACGAUACCGAGCACAUUUACAAUUGUUCAUCGAUU
This is a messenger RNA of Ceratina calcarata, 3573 nucleotides long. RefSeq lists its product as uncharacterized. NCBI's taxonomy places the organism in Eukaryota, Metazoa, Arthropoda, Insecta, Hymenoptera, Apidae. The coding region runs from base 1154 to 3094 and encodes 646 amino acids. The record is from RefSeq and is a predicted model, not a curated record. The transcript is spliced from 3 exons.